GGCAGUCUCUCGAUCUGGUCGAGUGCAGUUGCGGAGACUAGGUUCUCAUGGUCGUAGAGCUGAAAGUAGUGUUCAACCCAUCUUUCGAGUUGCUUGGCCUUGUCUUGAAUUACUUCACCAUUCGAGGAUUUCAAUGGGGCACAUUUGGUUGGAAGGGUGUAAAUCAUAUAAUAAUAGUGCCAUCAGCGCGGGAAACUUGGCAUGUGCCCAAUCACGAUUCUUCUAAUUCUUCUGACUGGCUGUAGUAGCAAAAUCACAAUAUUGAUUGUUUGAAGUACGUUGUCAUAGUUUUUCUUGAUCAGUUGUUGAACUCUGCAAUCGUAAAACCACAUAAAGUACGUUCGAUUUUGAAACAAAACCAUAAGCACAUCUAUGUAUUUCAUUUAUGGAGUUGUCUGUUUCGUUUUAGGUAUUUUAAGUCAACUGUAAAUUAGAAUGAGUAGUCCCACCGGAACGGUCUUUAAUGUGUCUUUGUUCCAGGAAAUAGAAUACCGUAAAAUUCCGAAAACAAGCCUCUCCGUGUAUAAGCCCCUCCCUAUAGAAGCCCCUCAAAUCGGAAACGCAAAAAUACCUCCUUUAAUAAGCCCCUCCGAAUAUAAGCCCCCGGGGGCUUGUAUUUGGAAAUUAUCGUCAAUUAUACAAACCAGGAAGAUCUUGAAGCCACUGACGCAGUGGAAACUAAUGAAGAACGAUAUGAGCUUUCAUAGUUAUCAUGAACUUUGAGCCUAAACUACGUUACCGUUUUUACUGUAUUUCCGUUGUAAUAAAGUUUAUUGCCGUUGUGUUUGAACUUGGCAUUUUCAGUGCGAUUAAUUUGUCACGAAUUUCUAGCCAAAACCCCUAAUAUUACUAGUUGCACAUUCAAAACUUUUGACAAAAUUUCCCUCCAGUUAUAAGCCCAGCCAAUUUUGAACGGAAAUUUCCCUCCCAUAAUAAGCCCCUCCGAAUAUAAGCCCCUUCCAAAAAUAAGUCCCUCAGAAAGGUCCUUUGAAAAAUAUAAGCCCCGGGGCUUUUUUCGGAAUUUUACGGUAUAUUAACUCACGUCAUGAUUUCCCUGCAGAGCGAUGCGGUUCAUUUUUCGCUGGAUUGGAAACUCCCGUGUGCCGUUGUGUUCACACGAAGAGACAUCAACAGUCGUCACGAUACCACAAUCAGUCAAAGAAUCGAUGACAGCGUACUGUAUCAAGACGUCUCCUUGGUGAGAAGAGGAAGUGUCUCCCGGGAGUUUACCCCCCUAGGAACGGAUGAGCUGCCGAACGAGGGAGAUCUAGUGGGGUUGGACGCUGAAUUUGUUACACUGAAUCAGGAGGAGGCUGAAAUAAGAUGCGAUGGUACGCGGUCUACAAUAAAACCGAGUCAGAUGAGUGUGGCUCGUGUUACUGUUGUCCGAGGUGAUGGCCCGCUAGCUGGCGUACCCUUUAUAGAUGACUACAUAUCAACGACAGAACAGGUUGUUGAUUAUCUUACAAAGUUUUCCGGCAUUAAACCAGGCGACUUGGACGCCACCAUGUCCUCCAAACAUCUCACCACACUGAAGACAACUUAUCGCAAACUAAAAGCUUUAGUCGCCAGGAAAGUGAAGUUCGUUGGUCAUGGCCUGAAGAAAGAUUUCAGAGUUAUUAAUAUCCUGGUACCAAAGGAACAAGUAUUUGACACAGUAGAACUCUUUCAUCUUCCUCGUCAAAGAUACAUCUCACUUCGAUUUCUGGCGUGGUAUUUCUUAGGUAACGUUUCUUUAGUCCUUGUGAUAUUUUCAGUUUUUUGCUUUCCCUUAUCUUCAUUAUUUAUUAUUUCGUCGAUCAGUUUACUGCCUGCUAUUUGAUUGUUCGAUUGAUAGAAGUAUUGGUAAAAAAAAAGGUAGGCCUGGGCA
Messenger RNA from Orbicella faveolata, 1870 nucleotides. RefSeq names its product PAN2-PAN3 deadenylation complex catalytic subunit PAN2-like. Gene Ontology annotation, biological process: mRNA processing; nuclear-transcribed mRNA poly(A) tail shortening. Gene Ontology annotation, molecular function: poly(A)-specific ribonuclease activity; nucleic acid binding; protein binding. Gene Ontology annotation, cellular component: P-body; PAN complex. NCBI's taxonomy places the organism in Eukaryota, Metazoa, Cnidaria, Anthozoa, Scleractinia, Merulinidae. The record is from RefSeq and is a predicted model, not a curated record.